Messenger RNA from Theobroma umbraticum, 3474 nucleotides. Its product is annotated as putative RNA-dependent RNA polymerase 5. Gene Ontology annotation, biological process: siRNA processing. Lineage: Eukaryota; Viridiplantae; Streptophyta; Magnoliopsida; Malvales; Malvaceae. The record is from RefSeq and is a predicted model, not a curated record. Gene Ontology annotation, molecular function: RNA-directed RNA polymerase activity. Gene Ontology annotation, cellular component: nuclear RNA-directed RNA polymerase complex.
UUACUUUUCCAUUUCAAAAUUUCACAAGAAAAUUACUUAUUCCAGGCCUUGGAGACGCAAGCAGCAGAAGCGAAUAAGAUUGGCCGGUAGCCUUAAGAGUAUGUUUUGAAGGAGAUCAUUCUACAUUAGAGAAAACGUAUUGGUUUCUUUCUGUUUGGUUGGUGAAGGUGAUAGAGCUGAUCGGCUCUUCUUCUCCGUUGAAGGGGGUUAAGUGAAUACUCGAGACUGAAGAAGAGAUCAGAUGUUUCUGUUUUGUUCUUGAAGAAAGUUGAAAAUUCGUUGCUCCGUGAAAUAAAAAAGUCUUUUUCAUUUCACAAACCCAGAACUUGAGAAAGUUGUUUUAAAGAUCAAUUUCAUCAAUGGGAAGCAAUUUUUAUGAGAACGUGGCUCUGCCCCAAACGGUGGAAGGAGCAAUCUCCAGAAUCUGUCGUGAGCAGGACCAACCGCCACUUCUCUACGGGACGAGGCAGGCGCUUGCUGAUACAGGCGAAGGACCAUCUUUAAGGAUUCUAGAGAAAAUCCAACGGACUCCAAUUCGUUCUUCAUUUGACGGAUUUGUCAUGUACAUGAUCAGGAACGAACUAAACAACAUCAACAAUAAGGACACUCUAAAACGACAAAGUCCUUCUUCUUCAAGACUAAAUCGUAGUCCCUUUUCUUCGCCCUCCAAAACUUGCCAUCUUAUGAUGCAGCAAGAUGUUGUUACCACUAUUGGUCCUCCUUGGAGUUCCUCAUUGAAUGUUGGCAAAGAAGAAAGGUUUAGCCCUCAGUUGGUGGCUUUGGGGGAGCUGGAGUUUAGAAAAGCUUUCCUCAUUUUAAAUUACAUUGGCUCGGAAACGUUGGAAGAAGUAACUACAGCUAAUGGAAUUCGAAGAUUAAAAGAUUUGGCAAUGGAUAAGUUUGAGGAAGAGGUCUGGGUUACUCUGGGCCAACGGUAUAUCAUUCCAGAUGAUCGUUGUAAGUCAGUUGAUUGGGAGUCUGGAAAGGCAUAUAAGUACCAUUGUUAUGUAUCUGCAAAUGGGAGUUGUCAGUUCAAGGGGCCUUAUUUGGAAACAAGUAGAAAUCAUCUACAAAGGGUUUUAGGAGAUGAGAAUAUUCUCAUCGUGAAGUUUACAAAUGUCACAAAUGGUAAAAGUUCAGCUGGCAAUGUUUGUUAUGCUGAGUACACGAAAAUUGCAUUAGAAGGACUUCUUGUUGGUUUGCGUCGUUACCGGUUUUUUGUGUUUAAGGAUGGGGGCAAAGAAGCAAGAAAGAAAGACCCGACUUCCUCAUCUGUUAGGUGCUUAUUUGUUCGAUUGGAGUCAAAUGCAUCUAUUGAUGAUGGUAAAGAUUAUGUUUUGUCUGGGAGAACAAUACAAGAAGCCAGAUGUGUCUUUAUGCAUGUCCAUACUGUAUCAAAUAUGGCCAAGUAUAUGGCCAGAUUGUCGCUGAUCUUAUCCCAGACCAUGAAGCUGGAAGUUGAUUUAGCUGAUGUAAACGUUGUGGUGAUAAAUGAUAUACCUUGCCAGGAUAAAUAUGGAAAUUAUGUUUAUAAAAAAGAUGGAGAACCUUGUAUUCACACGGAUGGAACUGGUUAUAUAUCAGAAGAUUUGGCUCUGAAAUGCCCAAAGAAUGUCUUUAAAGGAAACGUUUUGAAUGGUGACAAUGAUAUGGGGAAGUUCUCAGACAUGAAAUCAACAGAAUCUCACUAUAGAGUACCGCCUUUGCUGAUCCAGUUCCGCCUCUUUAACAAAGGUUGUGCUGUCAAGGGAACCCUACUUGUCAAUAAAAAGCUUCCACCCAGAACCAUUCAAAUUCGUCCUUCCAUGAUUAAAGUUAAGCCAGAUCCAAAUCUGGCAAACAUGUACACAAGGAAUUCACUGGAAGUAGUUGCAACAAGCAAUCAGCCAAAGAGAACUUUUCUUUCAAGGAAUUUGAUUGCACUCCUUAGCUAUGGAGGUGUCCCGGAUGACUUUUUUAUGGACAUAUUGAAGAAUGCAUUAGAAGAGUCACAGAGUCUUUUCUCCAAUAAACGCACAGCACUUAAAGUUUCUCUUAAUAAUGGUGGCAAGGAUGAUUUCGGUGCAGCAAAAAUGAUUUUAUCGGGGAUUUCCCUUGAUGAAUCAUAUUUGCAACAUCGGAUGUCAAUAAUGUUAAAUGAAGAAAGGAAGGGUCUUCUAGGAGGAAAGCUCCCUAUGACUGAGUCUUAUUAUUUAAUGGGUACUGUCGAUCCAACUGGAGUCCUAGAAAGUGAUCAAGUCAGCAUUAUCUUGGACAAUGGACAGAUUUCUGGGAAAGUGCUAGUGUUCCGCCAACCUGGUGUACAUUUUGGAGAUGUACAUUUGCUAAAUGCUAGAUAUGUGGAAUCCUUGAAUGAAUAUGUAGGACAUGCCAAGUAUGCUAUAUUCUUUCCUUGUAAAGGUCCACGUUCUUUGGCUGAUGAGAUGGCUGGGGGUGAUUUUGAUGGCGAUAUGUUUUUUGUAUCAAAAAAUCCCCAGUUAUUGGAUUACUUCAAAGUGAGUGAACCCUGGAUGGAAAAUUCUUCUACUUGUGGAGUGUCCACUAAGGGACCAUGUGAGUUUUCAAAUGAGGAGUUGGAGGAUGAGCUCUUCAAAUUAUUCUUGAGAACUAGGUUUCAGCCAAGUAAUGCUAUGGGCAUUGCAUCGGAUAACUGUACGGCAGUAAUGGAUCGUUUACUGACAGUGGAAGAUAGUAACUCUCCAGAGAAAUUUCUUUUGAAGGAGAAGCUACUACGUUUGAUUGAUUUAUAUUAUGAGUCUUUGGAUGCACCAAAGACUGGAAAAAAGAUUGUAGUUCCACCAGAAUUGAGGGCAGAUGUAUUUCCUCAUUAUUUGGAACGGCCAAAUUCUUUCAAAUCUACUUCUAUAUUGGGAAAAAUUUAUGAUUUUGUCAAAUCAUAUGGAGAAGAACUGCCAAGGAAAGAAGUCCGAAAGCUCCCUUGUUUCGAUGUUGGUUUUCCCCAAGAUUGCAGAAAAAAAUGGACUGAACUCUAUAAGCAGUAUAGGGAAGACAUGACGCAAACUCUGCAAACUCUGGAUGGCAAGAGCAAAGAACUGAGGGAUGAGGCUGCCGAUGCAGUUUAUAACAAAUACAAGCAGGAGUUGUAUGGAGGUGAUGAGUUGGAGCAGAGACAAAGGCCUCUGGACCAAAUCUAUAAGGAGGCGCUGGCCAUUUACAACAUUUCCUAUGAUUAUGCCAUCAGAAUCGAUGACGUGAGGAAAUGCGGAUUUGCUUGGAAAGUGGCAGGCUCAGCCCUCUUAAGUUUGUAUGCCUGGGAGCAAGGGGAAAAGACAUUGUCAUGUGCACCUUCUGUUUUGAGAGAGCUCUUUCCGUGAACUAAUGCUGUGUGUAAUAGUCUAAUAGCAUCGGUAUCAAAUCUUUCCAAGUUAAAAAGAAACCUAAAUAUGAUGUAUUAUAGGAUCAUAUGUAGUUCAUCAUCUCGCUCAAAGUUUAUGGUUUAUGGUUUUUCUAUCA